Beauveria bassiana ARSEF 2860 is the source of this 2946-nucleotide messenger RNA. Its product is annotated as copper-transporting ATPase. Lineage: Eukaryota; Fungi; Ascomycota; Sordariomycetes; Hypocreales; Cordycipitaceae. Gene Ontology annotation, cellular component: membrane. Gene Ontology annotation, biological process: monoatomic cation transport. The transcript has 4 exons. Gene Ontology annotation, molecular function: ATPase-coupled monoatomic cation transmembrane transporter activity; ATP binding; ATP hydrolysis activity. The record is from RefSeq and is a predicted model, not a curated record. Bases 1 to 2946 code for a protein of 981 amino acids.
AUGGGCUCUGGUUGCUGCCCCUCUACUCCCGUCAAGGCUUCCCCAGCUGCGACUCCCGAGUUGGACGUUUGCCGCAACUUAUGUUGCAGUGAAUCUGACGAUACCCCUCUCCUCGCCGACACCAGCCUGGACCAAGGCAAAGACAAGGCUCCCGACUGCUGUGCCGGCAAAAGUGGUCCAUGCUGCGAUACCUCUUGCCUCAAUCGCCUCGCCAUGCGAGAGUGUGAGGACGGUCCCGACACCUGUGACGGCGCGGCCGACGGCAAGGCCUGCACGCAGCACAGCACCUCGGUUCUCGACCGCUACAGUCUCACCCUGAACCAGCUGGGAUGUAUAUGCCGCGCUCUGAUUGCCCGCGGCGAGGAGACGUGCUGCGAGAUUCGCGAUCGGCACUCUGCCUACGGCGGUAGCGGACGGCGCGCCGAGUCGUACUCGAGCCGCUCCCGCUCCUCGCUUGAAUCCUUGGGUAGCAGCAGCAGUGUCACCAAGGAAGUUGCCGCUCAGAACCGACUCCGGCUGCGUGGCAAAGGCUCCGGCGGCGGCGGCGGCGGCGGCACCAGGCCAACCGCGGUUCCUUCCAAGCCCGCCUGCGCCAAGUCUUGCUGCUCGCCUACUGUGACUGCCCCGGUCAUGACAACUCGCAAGGGCAAGGAAAAGGCUACCGAUGCUAAGCAGCUGUCCUCUUGCGCCAAGGCCAGUGGUGACAAGGCAGUGAAAUGGCCAUUGAAGCCAUUGCCGACGUUGAAGAUCAGGGACUUGGCAAAGAGCACGUCAUUCUCAGCAUCUCAGAACCAAGGCUCUAGUCUUGACUUGAUCAUCCCCGGCGAGCCAUCCAACUUUAUCGACCAAGCCUGGCCUGACGGGAUCAUAGAGAUGGUGGCUGUUGACAAACAGACUGUACGUGUCACGUUUGAUCCCAAGAUCGUGGGGCCUCGGGAUCUUGCUGAAAAGACCUGGCGAGAGCCUUUCAAUCUUGCACCUCCACGUGGCGACGCAUCACUCGAAGCAGGUGCCAAACAUGUCAAGCACAUUGGAUAUACGACGCUUCUCUCUGCAGUUCUGACUAUUCCAGUCCUGGUCAUGGCCUGGGCACCGUUGCCCAAGAGAGAGAUUGCCUACGCCUCUGCCUCGUUCGCUUUGGCGACUAUUGUUCAAGUCGUCAUUGGUGGUCCCUUUUACCCGAAAGCUCUCAAGGCCCUCGUCUUUUCCCAAGUCAUUGAAAUGGAUCUGCUCAUUGUCUUGAGCACCAGCGCCGCCUACAUUUUCUCCGUUGUUUCCUUUGGUUAUCUCCUCGCAGGCAAGCCGCUUUCGACUGGCCAGUUCUUCGAGACCAGUACACUUCUCGUCACGUUGAUCAUGGUUGGGCGAUGGGUCGCCGCCUUGGCACGUCAGCGGGCCGUCGAGUCCAUCUCCUUAGAGUCACUGCAAGCCUCGGCGGCCAUUCUUGUUGAAAACGGCAUAGAACGCGAGAUUGAUGUACGUCUCCUUCAAUACGGCGACAUCUUCAAAGUGCUCCCCGAUACCACAAUUCCGACCGACGGUACCAUCAUUGCCGGCUCUUCUGAGACUGAUGAAUCCAUGCUCACAGGUGAAUCCAAGCCUGUUGAGAAAUAUCCCAAAUCUGCGGUGAUUGCAGGCUCCAUCAACGGCCCUGGUGUUUUGACUGUCCGGCUCGAUCGCCUGCCCUGUGAAAAUAGCAUCAAUACGAUUGCCGCAAUGGUCAAUGAAGCAAAGCUGUCCAAGCCAAAGCUGCAGAACCUCGCUGACAAAGUUGCAAGCUACUUUGUACCUGUUGUGGUGACCUUGACCAUCAUUACUUUUGUCAUUUGGGUCGCUAUAGGCAAAACUAUCCGCCACCAAACCAGUUCCGAAGCUGCCAUUCAAGCCAUUACCUACGCCAUCACGGUCCUCAUUGUCUCUUGCCCCUGUGCCAUUGGUCUGGCGGUUCCCAUGGUUGUCGUCAUUGCCAGCGGUGUAGCUGCUAACAAGGGCAUCAUAUUUAAAUCUGCCGACGCGAUCGAAGUCGGCUACAAGACGUCCCAUGUUGUAUUUGACAAGACUGGAACCUUGACACGCGGAAAGCUCUCGGUGACUGCGGAGCAGUGCUUGGAUAGAAGUAAACUCCCUCUUCUCUACGGUCUUGUUCAGAACAGCAAGCACCCCGUCUCUGUUGCUAUAGCCGCCCAUCUCAAAACUAGCGGCAUCACAACCUCCGUCGUUCCAGAGCCAAAGAGUCUUACCGGAAAAGGUGUUGAAACUACCGCAAGCGGCCAGAAACUGCAGGCCGGUAAUUCCCGCUGGCUCAAUAUGACUGACCACGACCUUGUUCAGCCGAUGCUCGCAAAUGGUCACACUGUCUUUUGCUUCUCCGUCGAUGGUGUCCUAACUGCAGCAUAUGGUCUCGAGGAUGAGCUACGCCCUGACGCCGCUGCCACGGUCGACGCCUUGAAAAAGCGCAAUAUUUCCGUGCACCUAGUUUCGGGCGAUGACGACGGCGCGGUUCAGGCUUGCGCAUCCAAACUCGGCAUCUCUUCCAGCAAUGUCUCCUCUCGCAGCUCCCCGGCAGAAAAGGGAGCCUAUGUCAAGAAGCUCGACUCGGUCAUUUUUUGUGGCGACGGUACAAACGACGCGGUUGCGCUCGCGCAGGCUACAAUUGGCGUACACAUCAACCAGGGUGCUGACAUUGCGCAGUCGGCAGCAGAUGUGGUUCUCAUGCGCCCCCAUCUCGAAGGCAUCCUCGCAAUCAUGAAUGUCAGUCGAAAGUCGGUCAACCGGAUCUGGUUCAACUUUGGAUGGAGCCUAGUCUACAACACUUUUGCCAUUCUGCUCGCAGCAGGCGCGUUUGUCAAUGCCAGGAUUCCGCCCGAGUUUGCCGGUCUCGGUGAGCUGGUCAGCGUUUUGCCCGUCAUUGCUGCCGCCGUGCUCUUGCGGUGGUCAAACAUCUAG